Molecule: messenger RNA, 4264 nt
Organism: Linum trigynum
Lineage: Eukaryota; Viridiplantae; Streptophyta; Magnoliopsida; Malpighiales; Linaceae
Source: the annotation of a GenBank genome assembly
CCCUAAGCGAGAAUCAUACCACUAGACCAAAUGCCCUUGUGAUGAUACCUUUAAGGUCUGUUAUUUUAUCUAACUACUGGAAUUUUUACUGGCCAAAUUUCCCUCCAAAAAACGCGCCACCCGACCCAUCUGCCUGUUUUUCUCUCUCUCUCCAGCUCCACUUCCGCAAAAGCCUGUGGUUUCUCACUCCACUAGCUCCCUUCCCGCGGCGGCAAUUGUUCUUCUUCUGGACUGAAAUCGCGGCGCUACUCUUCUUCCUCUCCGUUCUUCCUUGUAGAGUUGCUGAUUGUAUUCUAUUCAAUUUCGAGGCGAACUGAGGGGGUUAAAAGAAAUGGUUUCCAUUGGCGAUGACGGCGGAGGUGCGGUCCGACCAGCGGAUGACUAUUCGAGCGCCGAUUUCCCCGCCGGUGAUACUCAGCCUUUGGAUUCUCAACGCUUUCCGCCUUCCUCGCCAGGCAAAAAAGGUGGCUAUGAUGAUGACGAUGACAAUGACUUGUAUACGGAGACAAGAAAGGUUUCGUUUGAUGAUACUGUUCCAGUUGAAGAUGUUUUCGAGACCCAAGUUGUAAACUACGGGGGUGAAACACAAGUAUUGGAUGACGAUGAUCUAGAUUUCCUUGGGAGUACAAGCACUCAGAGGAUUGAUGAGUGCAGUGAUCAAGUGUCUCUCGAUAGCGACGGUGAAGGUACUGACACAACUGAAGUUCUAGAAAGUAAUGAUGAGCUCUCUGAUGAUGAAUUUGGGAGAGGAGGAAAGCUUGAAGAAUUGAUGGGGGAGAAGUGUGUGAAUCAAGCAAAUGCUUUGUGCAACCAGAAGCCCAGUUCAGAAUCUGUCCCACUUUCCUCUGAGCAUAUAGCUUCUGGAAAUAACAUUUUGAGAAUAAGUGGUUGUAAUGAAACGAUUUGGGAAUCUAAGACAGGACAAAACAUUUCCCAAGAGAAGGAACUGGAGAAUGGAACCAAGUCCAAGGUUGAUUCAUCUAUAGUGAGAAGACUGUUCUCUACUGAUUCCGUUGCUAAAGAUGGUGAUAUCUGUCAUCCUAGUAGCAUCCCCGGUGGAGUAGAAGAAAUUGCACGGUCCACUAUUGAUGAUGAGUUUUCAAGAUUAAGUUAUAUAGACUCACAAGAACCGGGCGAUGCAUCACAAGCUGAUGCACUCGCAGUUGUCGAAAGGUUAAUUGAGGAGACCAAAUCCUCAUUCGAUUUUGAGGUUAAUCUGGGAAACACUUGUGGGAGAAUAUCCGAUUGUGUAUCAGCUGCCAAAGGCCCACAAAGUUUGGCCCAGAAAACCCUCAAAAGAAGCAUUCAAGUAGAAGCUGGGAUCUUUGACUGGGAUGACGGGCUGGAAGAUGAGGGAGGUGGAGAUAUUUUCAUUAGAAGAAAAGACGAUUUCCUUGGUGUCAGGUCGUUGUCAACUAACCCCAAGGGCAGAUUAAACCCACAGAAGGGAAAUCGAGGGAAUUUUGAAGUUGAGAAUAAGGUGACUACUGUACAGUCUGAUUCCAAAUUAGUAGUUCAGAAGUUCAAGGUACCCGAAAGUAAAACUAGGAGAAUUCCGAAGAACACCAGAAAAGAUCUUCUGAAUGAGUUUCAUGACCAGGCUAAUAGGAAGAAACCAACCGGACCUCCUGAAGACAUCGCUUUUGAUCCAGAAUUUCCCGAUGUUGGAUUGGGAACCCAAUUAGCUGCUGAGGCCAUGGAGGAAUUGCUGAACGGGGACCCAGUUCCGGACUUUGAUGGUAAUGAUGCCAAGGAAAAUCAUUCUGUGCAACAGUCUCCAAUAAGAAUAGCUAAAAGGCUGGUUUCUUCAAAACGACGUGCUUCUUGUGACACCUCUGAGAUUCGAGUUGACACAAGACAGUCAAAGAAACGAAAGACCCAGUCAAAAGUUGCUGAUGCCAUGGAAUCCAAGGAAGAACAAGGUUCUCCAAUAAGAAAAGCUAAAAGGAUAGUGUCUUCAAAGAAAUGUGCUCCUAAAGACCAUUAUGACAUUGGAGUUCGCACAAGGCAGUCAAAGAAAAGGAAGACCCAGUUAGCUGGUGAUACUCCAGAGACUCUUGAUGUAGGAUUAGAUACCCAGUUAGCUGCUGAUGCCAUGGAAGCGUUACUAAAUGGGGAUCCUAUCUCUGACUGUGAUGGUAAGGAUGGCAAGGAAGAACACUCUCUUCAACAUUCCCCUAUUAGAAAAGCUGAAAGGAGAGCUUCUUCAAAACAAUUUGCUUCUGAUGACAAUUCUGAUAUUGGAGUCGACACAAGGAAGUCAAAUAUAAGAAAGAAGAACAAUGCUAAGAAGGUUAACUUGGAGUGUGAUGCAGGUCCAGUAAUGAUGACUAGAAGGAGAGUGAAAUCUCAUGCUGCGGAAGGUUCAAGUUCUUGUGGCCAGAAAACCAUGGAAAAGCUUCCCUCUAGGACUAGAGCGCCCGAAAGCAAAGGGGCUGCUUUAAGGAGAGGUCGGUCAGCUAAAAAUUAUCACUCACCUGAGGAGCAUGCUGAUCAUACUACAAUAGCCCAUCAGUCUAGUAAAUCCAAUUUGGUCUCUUUGUUGGAAACUGCUGAUAGUAGACAUGCUGAUGUCAGUGAAGACAAGGAUGGUGCAUGGGAAGAAGUGUGUGGCCAUGAACAGACUCCUGCUGAAGCCUUGAACUCUGGCGGGAAAACUUCAGAACUGACUUCCAGCAAACCAACAAAACCAAACCGUCUCCAAUCAAAGUUGACAGCAUUGACUCAUGAUAUCAGUUUUCCCAGAAAACGAAGAUCAGAAAGGAACUUCUUAGAGCAGCCCAAAGGCAAGGAGUCAAAUGAUGAAGCUAGGGCAAAGUUUGCUAAAUCAAGUGAUGGUGAUACUGAUAGUACUCUGUUGGCUGAGAAAGAAGUGAAUGUAGUAACGCCUGACAAGUUAUUGAGGGGAAUAGUAAGCCCGCCUUCGGUUUCAGCUGCUGCUUCACCAUUAGGCUCGCUGACCACUACUAAUACAACUACUACAAAUGCUGCAUCACCUAUUUGUAUGGGAAAUGGAUUGUCCAAGAAGAAACUGGAUACAUCUUCAAUGAAGAGGGAAAUCAAUAGCUUAUUCUCCAUGGACCCAGAACCUAUUUCUGAAGAAAAAGGUUCGAGAAAGAGGAGAGAUUUGGCUGAUAUCCGAGUCCUUUUCAGUCACCACCUUAAUGAGAAUGUCAUCAAGCGUCAGAAAAAGAUUGUGGAUCGUUUAAAAGUUCCAAUCGCCUCAUCUAUUCUCGAUGCAACACACUUUGUUACGGAUAGGUUUGUUCGCACGAGGAAUAUGUUGGAAUCCAUUGCUGCUGGGAAACCAGUGGUGACACCCUUGUGGCUUGAGCAUAUCGGACGAGCCAAAUGCUACAUUGAUGAGCAGAAGUACAUAAUGAAGGAUGUCAAAAAGGAAAAGGAGAUAGGGUUCAACAUGGCGGCGUCACUAGAACAUGCACGUCAGCAUCAACUCCUCCAGGGCCGAAAAGUUUUGAUCACCCAAAAUGCCAAGCCCAGUCAAGAGAUUGUAUCUUCCCUGGUUAAAGCAGCUCAUGGUCAACCGAUCGAGAGAGUUGGAAGAUCUGCUCUGAAGGACGACACACUCAUCGAUGACCUGUUGGUUCUAUCUUGUGACGAAGAUUACGAAGUCUGCAUUCCUUUCCUUGAGAGAGGGGCUGCUGUCUACGGUUCAGAGCUGCUCCUGAAUGGAAUCGUUACGAGGAAACUAGAAUACGACAGGCAUAGGCUCUUUUUGGAUCAUGUGAAGAGAACCCGAUCUACUAUAUGGGUUAAAAAAGAUGGCCAUAGUUUCACUCCUGUUGUGAAGAACAAGUAAAUCCAAGGUCUCUCUAUCUCUCUCUCUCAUCUUUUCUUCUUCCUUUUCUUCCUCUUACUUUCCCUGUGUUGGAGCUUGUAAUUCCUGUUUCUGUUCGUGUCCUACUGUAAAUUUUGGUGGAUUCUCUGAUCCUUAGUAAAAUGCAAUAAAGGUGCCCAUUUUCCCCAAAGAAAAAAAAAAAAAAACAGUGAUAUCGGUAUUUGUUUCUCAUGGUUCCACCUUUGUUAGUUGUUACUGAAUUUUGGACUAAUAUGCUAACGUGAUAGUUGGAUUAUUACAUAUUUUGCCACGAAAAUCAAGUGAAAAUCAAGAGAAUGACUAUAUCUAUUAAGUACCUGUCCUAAUGUCCGAUAACCCGUUUUCGGAAGUAAUCGCAUGAUCUUUUUUAAUAUGGAGACUUCAAACACCAAAUCUUUUUGUCUGGAAUGAAUGGCAACAAGAUGU